UAUAAUGUACCAUUUUUCGAUUUACAUCUCUGUUUGCCUAAAUCUAAUGCCCUUAAGCCUGUGGUGGAGAUCACGGAGGACACUUCCGCAAAUUCCAACUCUGAGUCUCGGCAUCUUUAUGGCAAUGAGCCCGCUGCAAUUUCCAGCAACUUGGCUAAAUUUCACUUACAAACUGACGCCACGACCGGGGCUGAGCUGACCGACAGAGCCUCGUCUGUUUCGGACACUGAAACCCUUGGAAGCCAAGUAACACUUGGGUCGAAAUCUAAAUCGACUAUCCGGCUAACAGCGUCGACUCCUGAUGGUGUGCAGAUCUCAUUUCAUGAUAAAACUGAUCUCAGUGAGUAA
Molecule: messenger RNA, 348 nt
Organism: Protopolystoma xenopodis
Lineage: Eukaryota; Metazoa; Platyhelminthes; Monogenea; Polystomatidea; Polystomatidae
Source: the annotation of a GenBank genome assembly